Molecule: messenger RNA, 1273 nt
Organism: Ipomoea triloba (trilobed morning glory)
Lineage: Eukaryota; Viridiplantae; Streptophyta; Magnoliopsida; Solanales; Convolvulaceae
Product: bidirectional sugar transporter SWEET3
Exons: 6
Coding region: 86-850 (254 amino acids)
Biological process (GO): carbohydrate transport
Cellular component (GO): membrane
Molecular function (GO): sugar transmembrane transporter activity
Source: RefSeq, a predicted model, not a curated record
GCUGGGAAUGCACAGCUCAUUUCAAGAAGCUAGCUAGAUAGGGUUUUCCAAAACUCUCUUCAAGCUUAGCUUCCCAGUUCCCACCAUGGAAGAUAGACUGCGUUUGGCAGUGGGAGUAAUGGGUAACGCCGGCAGCUUGAUGCUCUACUCUGCACCAAUGUUAACUUUUGCGACGGUGAUCAAGAAGAGGAGUACGGAAGAGUUCUCAUGCGUUCCUUACAUACUCGCACUGUUCAACUGUUGUCUGUACACGUGGUAUGGCCUGCCGGUGGUGAGUCACCGGUGGGAAAAUUUUCCGGUGGUCACCAUUAAUGGACUCGGGAUUGUUUUAGAGCUCUCCUUCAUUCUCAUUUACUUUUGCUUCGCCUCAAACGCCGGAAAGAAGAAGGUGGCGCUGAUGAUGAUUCCGGUGGUGGGGAUGGUUUUGGCCACCAUGGCGAUAUCCACUUUCAGCUUCCAUGAUCAUCGUCGCCGGAAAGUGUUCGUCGGCAGCGUUGGACUCGUCGCCUCCGUGUCAAUGUACUCUUCUCCUCUUGUGGUGGUGAAGCGAGUGAUAAAGACAAAGAGCGUGGAAUAUAUGCCAUUCUACUUGUCUUUCUUUUCGUUCGUGACCAGCUCACUUUGGAUGGCUUAUGGGCUUCUGAGCCACGAUCUUGUUCUUGCGUCUCCGAACCUUGUGGGGUGCCCACUGGGCAUGCUGCAGCUUCUGCUCUACUGCAAGUACAGGAAGAAGGAUCAGACGGUGGGUGAAGAGCCACACAAAUGGGAUUUAGAAAGCUCUCACGAUGAUGAAGAUAAUACUAAGCUGAACAAUGGAGAAGCCGUUGGUGCAGUUAAACUGGAAGCCUAACACCACAUAUCAUUUUGGAACCUAUUCUGCAUGAAUGGAGAUCAGAUAGAUGCAUGCAGUGUUUACAAAGUUUAAUUUAGUGUUGGUAGGAAUAUAAUCAGUUGGACCCACCCAUCACUCGAAAACAUGCAUUGGAUAAACCUUAUUUAUAUGUAUGUGAACCCUUAGUUCGUAUAUAUAUAUGUUGCCCAUGCGGGCAACUUCUUACUAUAGUGUGACGUUAUCUCUAAGUCACGUAAAAAUUAAGCAUAUAGUUAAGUGUUCAAACUCAUGUGUAUGCAUCAACAUCCUUGGAAGAGUUGUCCCGAAUGAGGUCUAACCAAGGUUUGGCUGAAUAGUCGCAUCAAGGGGUGCAGACACCAUUGUAGUAUGUUAAAAAGAAAAAACGAAAACGUCAACUUGCCAUGCUUGAAUUAAUUGUCA